CAGAAGUCAGUGUCGCAUCGCAAGACUCCCCCUACACGCGAACAGCUGGCCCCCUCCAAGUUCCUGGCCGCUCCUCGUUCUCAAGAUAAAAGGUGCUUCUAGUAGUCCGUUCCGUGUUCCGGGUUCGAGCAACACCUUGUCCGGUACUUCUUAUACUAUUCCCCACCAUUGUCAAGAAGUGUUUUGAUAUCUACGAGCGACACGUAGGGCAGCGGACCAUAUCAACUUCAGUCGUCGUAGCGCCCGCCUUCUGCUAACCCGUAUAUCUGGUUUCUUCGUUUCUAGUAGAGACUACUGGUAGUAACGCAUAGCCGCCAGUUUCGACUUGUUCGUUCAGUCUACGAACGCCGUUCGCACUCGCAAAACGUUAACCAGUUAUCCAUCUGAAUAGUGGUAAUUAAUAGAGUCUAACAGCCCCUUUCAGCUCGCUCACCAUGCUCAAAGUCGGCCUAUCCAAGCUCUCCCUACCCUGGAGCAGCAGCAGCACCACACCAAAAGCCGCCGCCAAUCACGGCGACAAACGUGGUGACAGUGCAGCGGCAGCAGACAGCAAAGCAGCUAGUACUACGAGUACAGACUCCGCUCCUAAGGACCCUCCUCCCGCCGCAACACCCCGCGCCCAAUUAGAGCCCAGUGCCUCCCGCCGCUACUACUCCCACGGCGCCAGUGGCGGCGGCGGGGGCGGCGGUCGGAGUGGUGGUACCGCAAACGGCGGCGCGUCGCAUCCAACGGGGACAACCGGGCAGUUUUCCGAUUCCGACGAGGCGCGAGAUGCCAUGUCAACUGCCGCCGGAAAGGGAGCGAACCACCACCAGCGGCAAUCUAGUAAUACGAGUAUCGGUACAGCGAGGACUCCGCGCGGGGGAAGCAAACACUCCGCUGCGGACUUCGCGGACUUUACCGCCGCUGGCGGCGCAGGCGGCCGUGCGCUUCCUGGUUCCGGCGUCGGUGCUGGUACUAGCGGUGCGUCUGCUCCUAAAGGCGGCGGCGGUGGCGGCGGUGGCGGCAGCGGGUUCGGGCUGCUGGUGAAUCAGCGGACGGCACGCGUGGUCUCCGCGGAUGAGGACGCGUGCUGGGCGGUGGGGAUGGCACGGGAGGAGCUGGCGCGCGCAACGCUGUUCGACCUGGCGGAGAAGCUCAACGCGGACGAGUGGGCGCGCGCGGUCGAAGGCAUGAGCGCAAAGGACAGGCCGCGGGUCAUCAUCCGCUUCCGCCUGGUUCAGUCUAGUAACCACCGCGGCGGCGGAGGCGGAGGCGGCGGUGCUCUCUCCGGUCGCCGCGUGGACUGCGAGUUACAGGAGCUCGUUCCUAGCGCCAAGGCCGUGCGCGUUCACAUUGCGCCGAUCCCCCCGAACUCCCCUGGUGGCGGAGGUGGCGGAGGAGGUGGCGGGGAGAGGGCCGUUGCGCCGACCACUCCGCGCGCGGCCCUGUCGCACUCGAGCACGCUGUCGCGCGCGCAGACGAUGUCGUCGCAGCAGCAGUCGCCGCACGCGCCGUCGCUGUCGCACUCGCACACGCUCGCCCACUCGCCCUCUAACGCCAGCGCGACCGCCGCCGCGAUGCUCGGCGGCAAGCAUGGCGCCCCACGCGUCAGCUUCGCAGUGGAUCACGGCGGGAGAGGCGGCGGCGGUAGCGAGGCCGGGGAGCAUGGAGGGCAAGCGAGGGAGAGAGAGCGGGGACGGCGCGGAGCGGCGGAAGGGGGAGGGGCGCGGGAAGCGCCGCAUGGGGGGAAGCUGGGCGGGGUUGGCUCAGCAAGCAUGAGGCUCCGCGGGGAGGGGGAACGCGGGGAGAAGGGGGGCCGGGAGGAACGCGGGGGGGCGGGAGGAGCUGGGGAAGGAGCAGGAGCAGGCGGAGGCGGAGCCACGAGUUUAGCUAAAAGUCUCUUUGGUCUGGGUUCUAAGAGCAAGAAGUUUGAGCACAUGGUGGUGAUGGUCCCCGGGGAUCCCGCUGAUCCUUGCGACAGCCCUCGGGGCAGCAGAAGCGCCAACAGCAGCGCUAAGAGGGCAGGCGCAGGGGGAGGCGGAGGGGGAAGCGCAGUGGGAGGGGGAGGGGGAGGCGCAGGGCCCGCGCCCAAGCUGGAGAAGAGCCGCAGCAGAGUUGAGCGAGGGGGAGGCGGAGGUGGGGGAAGGACUCCCCGCGGGGGCAUGGAAGGAGGGGGCAGCUUGGGAGGUGGAGGGGGCGGGGGAGCGGGUGGGGGAGGGGGAGGGGGAGGGGGAGGGGGAAGGGGAGAAGCCGGACGGGCACAGCAGCAUCAUCAUGCAGAGCCGUCCCCCCGGGGUGUAGGGCCGUCCCCACGACCGAUGGAAAGAGGGGUGCUGCUUGGAGGAGUGGGGGCGAGGAGCUUCCGUGGAGGGGCAGGUGGAAAGAGCGGGGCUGGAGGGGGCGGAGGGGGGGGAGGGGGGGGAGGGGGCGGAGGGGGCGGAGGGGGUGGAAGGGGAGGAGGGGGGGUGUGGGCGGAGGAGGAGUGGGAUGAGGCCCCGACUCUGGAACGGCACAAGAGCUUCACAGGGUCAACCGGGCGGAUGGGUGGGAUGGGGGGGGGGACUGGUGGAGCGCAGGGGGGCUUUGGGGAGUGGUCGGCUAUGUCUGGUGAAACCAGCACGCCCCGUGGAAUGGGCAGGCGGUCACACACGUCCUCCUCUGAACCUGCCGUGCUUGUGCCGGAGCUGCCCUCCAACAGACAGUGGCGGGCGGUGGGACGAGGAGGAGGAGCAGGGGAAGGGGGAGGGGGGGGAAGGGAGCCUGUGCAUCAGCAGCAUCAGCAUCAGCAUCAGCAGCAGGAGCAGCAGCAGCAGCAGCAUCAUCAUCAUCAGCAGCAGCAACAGUCGCAGUGGUUGCAGAUGAAGGAGCAGCAGCGGGCGCAGGAGGAGCAGGUGCACCAGGAGUGGAAGGGGCAACAGAAGAAGGCCCAGGCGCAACGGAUCCUGCAGAGGCUGAAUUCCGAAAGGAAAUCGGCAGGCUCUAUGGGUGAGCGCGGGGAAGGGGAGGAAUGGACAGGUGGCGACAUGCAGGGGGGAGAAGGCAACCAGUUUCGCCAGCAGCAGCAGCAGCACCAUCCGCAGCAGCAGCAGCAGCAGCAGCAGCAAUACAUGCAGCAGGGGCUGUACCAGCAGCAGGAGUAUGGCCGGCCACCCCCAAGAGCUGCGCCUGGGCUUACCUCCCCUCCUCCUCUGUCACUGCAGCCGGGACGACCGCAGCACGCACAGCUGCAGAUGCCUCCCGACCCCCCUGCCUUGUCGUACCAGGUGCACCCACAGCAGCAGCAGCAGCAGCAGCAGCAGCGAGUGGCUAUGCUGUCAGGACCAGGUGCACGGUCAUUUCGGGUGGGCAGCAGCACCACCACCAUUGCUGCUGGUGACGCUGCCUCUAUUGGUACAGCAGCUGGUGUGGUUUCGACAGGAGGCAUGGGAGCACAUAACAUGCCCAUGUCAGCAACGUAUCCCAGGUCUCCCUCAGUCCAGGUGAUUCCUCAGGUAAAUUUCCAGGUGUCGUCACCAAGAGGGCCUUCCCCACGUGGCCCCUCCCCCCGCGGCCCGCUCCUGAACGGGCCUAACUCGCCCUGUAUGCUCCCCUCUAUCUCUCCACAUAAACCUUCCCCUGGAAAACCCUCCUCUGGGGGUACAAUGGGCGACAUGGGGGGGAGGCAGCAUGGUUGGGAAUAUGGUGGGGGGCGGGGAGGAGUGCAAGUGGCGGAAGAGGAGGAGGAGGCGGCGGAGGGGGAUGAGGAGGAGGAAGGGGAGGAGGAGGAGGGGGGGAGCGUGGAGGGAGGAGAGGGGGAGGGGGAGUACAGCGAGACAGCAGCACUGGGGCUAGCGAAGGGGCAUUCCAUUCGGAGCAACGAGUCGGACGAUGCCGUGGUUGCUGUGGCCCUGCCCAUCCUCUCUCCCAGCUCUUUUACCGCUCCUCCCUCUGCUGCCCCUUAUUCAGCGCAGUUCAGGCAAGGGGGUAAAGCAGGGGCGGGGGUAGGGAGGCGGGGAAGCAUGGAAGGGCCUGGGGUGGUGCGCGAGGGGCAUGAGCAGACGGCAGGAGUAGAGAAGGCGGUGGGGAGGGGUGGGGAUGGGUUGGGGAGGAGAGGUGGGCAGAGGAGGGUGAGAGGGCCAGAAGAGGAGGGGGAAGAGUGGGGGGGAGAUGGGUGGCAAGGAGAGGAGGGGUGGGAAGUAGGUGAAGAGUGGACGGGGAAGGCCCAACAGCAGCAGCAGCAGAAGAAGAAGGAGCAGCGUUGGCAGCAUGAGCAGGUGGGACAGGAGCAGCAGCGAGGGCCGAUGAAGUUGGAGGUGGGGGAGGAGAUGGGCAGAGCGGCGAAGAAGAAGAAAUUGAAGACGAAGAAGGGGAAAGCAGGAAAGAAGAAAGGAAAACAUUCAGCCCCAGCAGCACAGGACGAGGAGGAGCAGGAGACGCACUUUGAGCCACCGCAGGAGCUUCAGCAGGUACCACAGGGGCAGCAGCAGGGGCAGCAGCAGGGGAAGCAGCAGGAGCAGCAGCAGGGGCAGGCGCAGGAGCAGGAGAAGAAGAAGCAGAAGCAGGAGGAGGAUGAGCAGCAGCCGCAGGAGGCGGAGGAGGAGGAAGAGGAGGAAGAGCAGGAGGAGGACGCGGGUGCCUGGCAAGGAAAUGAGAGAAAGCAAUGGGUGCAAGGGGGUAGGGGAGAAGUGGAUGGAGGCAGAAGCGGCGAGCACCUCGCUCUGAGCGAGCACGCAGAGACAGAGGUGGGGGAGGAGAUGGGGCGGGAGGAAGGGGAGGAAGAGGAGGAAGAGGACGGUGAGGGGGUGGCGCAAUACCAUGGAGAGGCAGACGAAGGGAAGAAAGCAGGGGAGGAGGAAGCGGAGGAGGAAGCAGAGGAGGAAGCAGAGGAGGGUAAUCUAUAUUGGGUGGACGGGGAAGGGGAGAAGCAUUCUAGGUGGGAAAGGGUGGAGCAAGGGGAGGGAGGAGCAAAGGGGGGAAAUGGAGAGAGAGACGAACAGAGAGGGAGAGAGGAGCAGGAAGGGGAAGGGGAGGAGGAAGAGGGAAAGGAAGAGGUGGAGGAGAAGGUGGGGGGGAAUGUGAAACGUCAAGUGGCGAAGCAGGUGCUGGGGAGUGUGCUGAGGCGCGAGAGUGAGGAGCUGAUGGACCGCGCAUGGCAGGGGGUGGCGGAAGAGGGGGGGGAGGAGGGGAGGGAGGAGGGGAGGGACGAGGGGAGGGAGGAGAAAGAGAAGGAGGGGGAGGGGGAGUGGGGGGAGGGAAAAGAGAAGGUGGUAGGGGAGGAGGAUGAGGGGAGUGCAGAAGUAGGUGCCAGGAAGGAAGGAGUCCUGGUUGUGGAGGGGGAUGAGGGGGUGUGGGAAAGGGAAGAACAUGGCGUGAGGUAUGGAGAGAGGCACAGAGAGAGGUACGGAGAGAGGUAUGGAGAGGAGAGGCUUGGGAGUAGCAAAUGGAGAGGACCGGAGGAAGGGCAUGGGACCGAAGGGCAUGGGAACGGAGGCCAUGGAGAGGUUCGAUAUGGUGAUGGCGUUGGUGGUGACGAUGGGGAGGAAGGUGCGAUGCUUGAACGUAAUGGGGAGGACGUGGUCGAUGGAGAUGAUUAUGAUGGUAGUGAUGGUGAUCGUGAUGGUGAUGGUGAGGGUGUUGGUCGUCAGGAUGGUGAUGGUCACGAUCGUGAUCAUGAUCAUGGUCACGAUGAUGAUGGUGAUGAUGAUGAAGCCUGGAGGCAUGUGACAGGCCAAGAGUCGGAGGAGGAGGAGGAUGAUGGGAUGGUGUCGAAGGUGAGGCACGGGGAGGGCAGUGCACGAGAUGCAAUGGCCCCUUACAGCCCUCAUGCCCCCGCUGCUGCCCUAGCUACUGGUGAUGCUCAUGCUCAUGCUGACUCCGACUCUCAUGGUGAUGGUGCUAGCGAUGCAGGUCUGAGUGGAUUCAGGCGCUAUAUGAACGAGGGAGAGGAAGUGGUUGAGGGUGAGUGUGAGGGUGCGGGUGGGGGUGGUGCUGAUAUCUCUAGAGGGAAUGAGCACAGAGAGCGAGCAUGGGAGGGCGCGGAGAAUGGGGGUGGAGACUCAGUGGGGGGGAGGUGGCGGGAUGAGGGGGAGGGGCAGGUGCAGGAAGAGGAGGGUGGGCAGGGAGCAGGGGAGGACAGCGAGGAGGAGAAAGGAGAGGAGGAGGAGGAGGGGGGGGAGGAGGAGGAGGGAGACGGGGAGGAGGGAACAGCACAAAAAGUGGGCGUGGAAGAGAUGCGGAUGGUGGAAGGGAGGCGCGAAGUGGAUGAGGAGAGUGAAUUGUGUGGGAGUGUGAUAGUGCACAGCAGCGUGGACAGAAUCCACAGCACAGCAGACAGCACAGGCAGUGGGGGCAGUGGGGAGGUGGUGAGCAGUCAUCAUCUACCUACUCUUGCUCUGCCUGUGCCUCCGUCGAUGUCUGCCUCCUCGCCUAGGCUCCACUCCCGCCCCACCACCACCCAGUCCGCUUCCCCCCUUCAAGCCCUCUGGCUGCCAUGGCAUCGCUUCCUAUUGGACGUGGCAGGCAUCGGUCUGCUCACAGUGCGCUGCUCCUCCUCUGCCUCCUCCACCGCCUCGCCUCGCAUCGGUCGCUGCAACACUGCUCUCCUCCGCAUGCUUGGAUCGGCCGCCCCCCCGCCUCCCUCCCCGAUUGCGCUUCUCUUCCCCCCAGCCAACCACCCUGCUGCUGCUGCUGCUGCUGCCGCAGCAGAUACCUCAGCAGCAGAGGCGGAGCGUGGGUUGGUGCAUCAGCUGGAGCAGGGCCUAUCUUCCGAGUUUGAGGCCCUGCCAUUGGUCACUCUGCUGCACCCACGGCACAGAGAGGACACCUGGCCAGCUCUCUCGGCGCUGAUCCUCACAGUGGUGGACCUAAGCCGUGCCUCAGGCCAGCAGGAGCAAGCGCCAGUGGAGCAGGUGCUGGGCGAGCCACUGCUGGCCUCCCUGCAGCAUGCGCACGGCCAUGAGGUGCAUGUGGCCAUCUCGGCAUUGCCUGGCCCGCCAGGGGUGGGGGAAGCGGAGGUGGCGGAGGGGAGUGAUGAUAGUAGUGAUGGUGAUGAUGGGAGUGGCACUGAUGCGGAUCGGGAGACAGGGGUUGGUGGCCGUGUGGCGCAUUGGAGACGAGAUGGUGGUGCUUCUGGUGGUGGUGGCGGUGGAAUAACUGUGGUUCUUGUGGUGCAGAACCUUCAACUUGCUGACAUGAUGUAUUGAUUUAUGUGCUUUUAUGUAUAAUCUACCAUUUGCCCUUAUUUAUAGAGGAUGUAAGUCUAUGGACAAGGCUUCCCAAAAGCUUGUGGAGAUUA
Messenger RNA from Closterium sp. NIES-67, 7255 nucleotides. NCBI's taxonomy places the organism in Eukaryota, Viridiplantae, Streptophyta, Zygnematophyceae, Desmidiales, Closteriaceae. The record is from the annotation of a GenBank genome assembly.